This is a messenger RNA of Mesorhabditis belari, 1155 nucleotides long. The record is from the annotation of a GenBank genome assembly. NCBI's taxonomy places the organism in Eukaryota, Metazoa, Nematoda, Chromadorea, Rhabditida, Rhabditidae.
AUGAUUAAAACGGCAAAUUGGCUUGAGUACAACAAGUAUCAAGAGAAUCUUCGAGCCAUCUCCCUAGCUAGCAGUCAGAAGCGAAACAUCACACAAAGGUUCAUGGACUAUGAUGAUCUUGAAUAUCUGGCCACUGUGACAAUCGGAACACCACCACAAGAGUUCAAUGUGAUUCUUGACACUGGAUCCACCGAUUUUUGGGUGCCGUCGAUUAACUGUAAAAAAUCUCCAUGCAAAGAGAAAAAGCGCUUCAACCCAACCAAGUCAAGCACGUACGCGAAUAUGAGUGGUAAAUGGCAAAUUCAAUAUGGAACAGGCAAUGCGAAUGGGGAAUUUGGAAAGGAUACUGUUAGAUUUGGUCCCAAGGAUAACACGUUUCUUACGAUUCCUCAAGUUAGGAUCGGCGAGGCAACGGAGAUUGCCUCUUUCUUUCACGAUAAGCCACUCGAUGGGAUUCUUGGUUUCGGUUUCCAGUCACUGUCCGAUUACAAAUAUUCCCCAGUGUUUAUGGAAGCGUACAAGAAAAAGCUGGUCGACGAGCCGAUCUUCACUGUUUACUACGAGAAACGCGGUGAACAAGACGGUGCCGAUGGUGGCCAAAUCACUUUUGGAGGAGUGGAUACAGAUCAUUGUGGAGAGGUUGCAUAUAAAGAUCUCACUCAUGCAGCAUAUUGGCAAUUUACGGUGGAUCGCGUUCAAAUGGGCGAUUCAUCACAUGAGGGACCGUUUGAAGUGAUUUCCGAUACGGGCACAUCAGCCAUCAUCGGGCCUCUCGAUCUCAUGAGCAGCAUGCUUCAAAAGAUCUCGGCUCAGAAUUUGAAAGGAGCUUUGGUUGCUGAUUGUGCCACUAAAAUCACUUUCGAUAUCACCAUCGGAGGAAAGGUUUACGCGAUUCGCCCAGAAAACUAUCUUCUUGAUCUAAAAGUUGAUGAUAAAUGCGCAUUGGCUAUUGGUGCUGAUUACAGUAUGGACUCAGAUGGAUUGGCUUUUAUAUUGGGUGCUCCAUUUCUGCGUCAAUUCUGCAACAUUCAUGAUAUGGGAAACAAGAGAAUUGGAUUCGCCACGAUUCUUGGAAGAGCAUCAGCUGGUGGAAAAAUGAUCCUCAAAUGUUACCUUGUGACUCUCAUCCUUCAAACUUUAUUAAAUUUUAUAUUU